AAUAAAAUUAACCAUUGCUAUCUCUUCUCAGUCUACUGUUUCUUACAAUUACCUUCACUAAAACUAUCGUCGCUGUUUACCAGACAAAAUGACAGGCACGCACUCCAUCAUUACUCCUGCUAUUAUGUACUGGGGAACCCCAGUAGCCCUCAUCACCACCUCCAACGACGACGGCACUGCCAACAUUGGCCCCAUAUCCUCAGUCUGGUGGCUCGGCCAUCGCUGCCUCCUAGGCCUAGCCUCAGGAUCCCAAACCACACUCAACCUCUUCCGCACAAAGCACUGCGUCAUCAACCUUCCCAGCAACGACAUGGCGCACUACAUCAACCCCAUCGCAAAAACCACCGGCACCUCAACUGUCCCACCUGGCAAAAAAGACCGUGGCUACAAGCACUGCAAAGACAAGUUCGCCGCUUCAGGUCUUACCCAACAAGCCUCUGAUCUUGUGCAGCCGCCAAGGAUCUCGGAGUGUCCUGUGCAGAUGGAAGCAGAGGUUACGAAUAGUAUGGAUUUGAUGCAGGAUGUUCCGGAUCGGAAGGGGCUCUUGGUUGCUGUUGAGGUUAAGAUUCUGAGAACGCAUGUUCGGAAUGAUUUGAGGAUGGAGGGGUAUGAGAAUAGGAUUGACCCUGAUCGAUGGAGGCCGUUGAUCAUGAGUUUUCAGGAGUUCUACGGCCUUAUGCCUGCGAAAGUCGCGGAGUCGAGUCUUGGUACUAUUGAUGAGGAAAAGUAUCGUUUCAUUACUAGAUCAGAGGUUGUUAAGCAAGGAGGAGAUAUGGAUGCGUUGAACGGUGAGGCUGCCAUGGAAACCGAUAUUUGCCCAGAUGGCGAUACGCGCACCGAAAAAGAAAUGAUCGUCAAACUCAUAGUCGCGCAUUUCACAGCCGUCGUCGCCUUCUGCAAUUUCCAGUCCCUGCGCAACGAAAGACUCGACACCAUCGAACCAAUUCUAUUUCUUCUAUCGCCCUUGAUAGUAAUAGCCCAAACAGCGCUCGGGAUCAUCAUAAUUAACGUCGCAUUCGUCUCAAACGUCGCUCAGUCCCCUAAAUCCUUUUCUCUUCAUCUUGAAACUUACGCGCGACGAUGGAAUACGCUAUUCGGAAAGAAGCCUUCGCAACCUCGUCGAACACCCACUGGCUCGUUGGAAACAAUGCGAUCGCGCUUUGGUAGUGCCUGGAUAAGACUUGGAAGAGCGGUAGCUAUCUUUGCAGCACUUUUCCAAUUCGCAGCUACGAUAUUUCUCUACCGACGUCGAAAGAGUUUACAUGGCUGGGAUUCACUUACAGUCGUUGACCAUCGAACAUUUGAGCUAUCCGCUGGCGGCGCCGCCGUCUCCAUCCUAUCUCUUGCCCUCCUUCUCAAAUUUCCCGGCUUUGGGCAAGCACCGGAAACGUUGUAUAUUCCAGAGUUCAAAACAGAUCCCGCAAUCAUUUUCUGUCGCGGUGAUUCCCGCCGUUGCCCGAGCUGGUAUCAGAUCCUCUACGCUUCAGAUAUCGGAUCAACUACAUCAGCUACGACGUGGCUAGCAUGCGUUUUGUCAUCAACAUACAAAGGCGAAUCUAUACCACUUGACUUCAUAUAUGAGUUUUACGAAGGGAUCUACGCCGAGUUUGCCCGAGAAUUCUCGCUCCAAAUCUCGAUGCCGAUUUUCUACCUCUUUGUUGCAGUAUUCUUAGCGGUAUUCUUCACGCUACCGCAUGUAUACAACGGCCCAGGCUUUGAAGCAGUCAGCAAAAGUCUCUGGGCCAUGAUUCCAGCUCUUCUUGUAGUAUUGGCCGCUAUGCUUACUUUUUUCUGCAUGUUUAUGCUGAUCAUGUUGCCGGUUCUUAUGGUGUUGUUUCCGUCUCUUGUUAGCGGGCCAGGAAGCAUUUUCACGAUGAAAGGUUAUGAGACUCGUGCUCUGUUUUCGCAGCCGCCGUUUACACCGGUGAUGAAUGAGACAGAUUGUGUUUUGCUAUGGAAGGAUCCUGUGGCGGAGUAUUUAUGGUCGCUUGUAUAAAUCUUGGGAAGGUAACUUGACUAUAUAGAGGAUAAGAAUGCGAUUACGAUUAACAUCAAAAUGUGUGAACACGAG
Fusarium oxysporum Fo47 is the source of this 2071-nucleotide messenger RNA. RefSeq names its product flavin reductase family protein. Gene Ontology annotation, molecular function: FMN binding. NCBI's taxonomy places the organism in Eukaryota, Fungi, Ascomycota, Sordariomycetes, Hypocreales, Nectriaceae. The transcript is spliced from 2 exons. The record is from RefSeq and is a predicted model, not a curated record. The coding region runs from base 89 to 1996 and encodes 635 amino acids.